Messenger RNA from Monoraphidium neglectum, 603 nucleotides. RefSeq names its product putative Cell division protein kinase 5 like protein. Gene Ontology annotation, biological process: regulation of G2/M transition of mitotic cell cycle; protein phosphorylation; regulation of meiotic cell cycle. The transcript has 2 exons. Gene Ontology annotation, cellular component: nucleus; cyclin-dependent protein kinase holoenzyme complex; cytoplasm. Gene Ontology annotation, molecular function: ATP binding; cyclin-dependent protein serine/threonine kinase activity; cyclin binding. The record is from RefSeq and is a predicted model, not a curated record. NCBI's taxonomy places the organism in Eukaryota, Viridiplantae, Chlorophyta, Chlorophyceae, Sphaeropleales, Selenastraceae. The coding region runs from base 1 to 603 and encodes 200 amino acids.
AUGUCUCAGUCGCCGGUGACAUCUCGCAAGCGGGGCAGGGAGAGCGACAGCAGCCCUCUCAGUCGAUUGCUCACCCAGCUGAAGCGCCUGCGCGUGCCGUGCAUCGACCACGUCCAGGCCAACGCCCUCCUGGGGCCGCUGGUGGCCGACUGCUUGAGGCUCAGCAGCGACUCGAGCCUAGAGACCAUUCUGCAGGCGUACGGCUGGCAAGGAGGCGCGUUUACUACGCCCGUGAACCUUUUCGGCCUGUCCACCGCGCUCAGCAAGUACAGAUGGGUGCGCGUGCAAGAGCUGGGCAGCGGCUCAUAUGCGGUCGUCUACAAGGCGAAGAACCGGGAGACGGACGAGAUCAUCGCCCUCAAAAAGCUUCGAUUUGGCUUCGACGACCAGGGGCUCCCCAGCUCCACCCUGCGGGAGAUUUCAUUGCUUAAGGAGCUCAAGCACGAGAACAUUGUCGAGCUUAAGGACGUGAUCUUCGGGUUUGGCAGCAGCAGCGUGUAUGUUGUGCUGGAGUGCUUGGACUGCGACCUGCGGGACCUGCUGGACCGGGACGAUGCGGCGGUUGACUUGCGGCAGGUCAAGGUGCGCGCCGCCGUCGUUUGA